Messenger RNA from Symbiodinium sp. CCMP2456, 3162 nucleotides. The record is from the annotation of a GenBank genome assembly. Lineage: Eukaryota; Dinophyceae; Suessiales; Symbiodiniaceae.
GUUUUUGACCAAACGGAAAACAGCAACAAUUGGCGCAGCAUUUACGAGAAAGUAUUUACCGGUGAGGAAAUUUCAUUUGUACGCAAGCGAGACGGCCGCGUUUAUACCGUUCAAAUUAACCCGCUAUACGAUGCCGAUGCCCGAGUAAUUGGUGCUGCAGGCUUUACCUGGGACAUUACCGAUGAAGCCAAGGCCCAGGAGCAGAUUAGCCUGGCCUCCCAUCGGCUUAAAGCCGCCCUGGAAAACGCACACCAAGGCCUGUGGGACUGGAAUUUUGACACCGAUGAAUUGUACCUGGACGAGACCUUUGCCCGGCUGCACGAUUUUCACAUAGGCGAUUUGGGCAACAAUUUUGACUUUUGGCAAAAACACAUUUCUGAUGAGCACCUCCAGCGUUUUAAAAACUAUAUAGCCGAUGCCAAAAACCCCAACACGGCACCCGCGGCCAGCUUUGAUUACCAGGGAAUAAAGAAAGACGGCAGCAAAGUUUGGUUUAAGCUGGCCGGCAGUGUUAUAAAGUACGAUGAUUCAGGCCGGGCCUUGCGCAUGAUUGGCACCAUUACCGAUGUAACCGACAGAAAAGAGGAUGAAUUGCGCUUGCGCAAACUGUAUGAAUCUGAACAGGAGCUGAACGAAGAGCUGCGUGAACGCGAGCAGCAACUUACACAGAGCCAGAACGAAAUAAACAGAAAACUUCAAGAAAUACGGGAGGUACAAGAGGAAGUAAAAGCCAGUGAGCACCGCAUGAGGCGGGUAAUUCAAAACCUACCCGUAGGCGCCAUUUUACUGCAAAACGAUGAGUUUUUAUUAAACAAUAAAGCGGUUGAAAUAACCGGCUAUUCCGCCCACGAAUUAUCAAACCCCGAUGAAUACUUCCGCAAACUUUACCCGGGAAGCCAUAAAGAAGUAGCCGAGCAAUAUAGGGAGGUUCUUUCUUCGGGGAACAUCAGCAACUUUGUGUUCUACCUCUACACCAAGUCGGGUGAAAAGCGCUACAUAGAAUUUGGUGGGUAUAACUUUGGUGAUGGCGUGGUGUGGACCCUGCAAGAUAUUACCGAAAAGCGCAGGGCUGAGCAGUCUUUGAUUAGAAAUGAAAAAGCCAUUCGCGAUUUGUAUAAAAUUAGCGCCAAUCGCGAAUUAGACUUUGAUAAGAAAGUUCAGCUUUUCUUAGAGUUGGGCACCGAGCGCUUUAAAAUGCCCAACGGUAUUUUAUCUAAAAUACAUGCUGGCCAGGAACAGUUUGAAAUUGAGGCCAUUUACAGCAAAGAGUUUGAAAACCUAGAGGGUGAAAGGUUCAGCCUGCAAAACACCGUUGUGGAAAGAAUAUUUAACAGCCACAAUACCAUGGCCUUUGCAUCGCGCAAAGAGGCACCUGCCAUGCGCGAACGUGAAAGAGGCGAGUACGCCAUUCACAGUUACAUAGGCGCUCCCGUGCUGGUAAACGGUGAAAUUUACGGGGUGCUGAGUUUUAGCAGUCAGAAGGAUAAAAAAGGCGGAUUUUCCAGCAAUGACGAAGAUUUGCUGCUGCUUAUGGCCAGGUGGCUGGGCAGUGAAAUUGAAGCCCUGCAUUGGCAAAAUUCACUGGUGGAAGCUAAAAAUGAUGCGGAACAAGCCGCACGGGCCAAGUCAGACUUCCUGGCAACCAUGAGCCACGAGAUAAGAACCCCUAUGAACGGGGUAAUAGGCAUGACCAGCCUGCUGUUGCAGACCCAACUGAACAGUGAGCAACUGGAUUACGUGAACACCAUUCGCCUUAGUGGCGACACCUUGCUGUCGGUUAUAAACGACAUACUGGACUUCAGCAAAAUUGAAGCCGGUAAUAUGAGCUUAGAAGAAUAUCCCUUUGAGCUGAAGCAAUGCAUUGAAGAGGCCGUUGAGCUCUUAAGCAGUAAAGUGAGCCAGAAAAGGCUGGAGCUCACUUAUUUUGUUGACCCUGAAAUUCCUGCCUUCGUACGCAGUGACAUUACCCGCCUGCGCCAGGUAUUGCUAAACCUGCUCAAUAAUGCUGUGAAGUUUACCGAUGAGGGGGAAAUUGAAAUCCGGGCCGAUUUAGAAGAGCGCAAAGGCGAGCGGGUUAAAAUUCACUUCACCGUUAGAGAUACCGGUAUAGGCAUAUCAAAAGAGCAGCAAAAAAAGUUGUUCCAGGCCUUUAGUCAAGCCGACUCUUCCACCACUCGCAAAUUUGGUGGCACCGGCUUGGGCCUCGCCAUCAGCAAGAAGCUGGUAGAAAUGAUGGGGGGUAAGAUUUGGGUUGAAAGUGAGAAAAAUAUAGGUUCAGAAUUUCAGUUUACCAUUGCCACCGAAGCCGUUCAGAAAAAGCAAAGCCUGGAAAAACGCGAAAUACUGGAAAAAUUACAAGGCUUGCGCGUACUGGUGGUUGACGACAAUAGCACCAAUCAAAAAGUACUGGACAAGCAACUAAAAAUUUGGGGCAUGGAGCCCACGGCCGCCAUGAACUCAAAAGCCGGCCUGGAAAAGGCCUUGAGCGGCAAGUACGAUUUGGUUAUUAUGGACCUGGAAAUGCCGGGCAUGGACGGGCUGGAAACCACAAGAAAGCUGCGGGAGGUAAAAUCAAAGGAUGAACUGCCCGUUAUAUUCCUCACUUCUGCCAACCCUGAGCUUUCUGAAAGCGACACCAAAGAACUCUUUAACGACAGCUUUCUCAAACCCAUUAAACACAGUAUUUUGCUGGGCAGUAUUACCCAGCACGCGGUGGGCAUCAAGCGAAGGAGCAGUCCAGCCAAGAAUAAAGAAGAGUUUAAAGACCUCAGUCAGCAAUAUCCCUUAAACAUACUUUUGGCCGAAGACAAUGCCGUGAAUCAAAAACUGGCCUUGCUCACCUUGAAAAAAAUGGGCUACACAGCCGAUGCCGUGGCCAAUGGCCUGGAAGCAAUACAGGCACUGGAAAGACAACCCUACGAUCUGGUUUUCAUGGACAUUCAAAUGCCAGAAAUGGAUGGCGUGGAAGCUACCGAACAAAUACACGCCAAGUACGGUGAAAACCGUCCGGCCAUAAUUGCGAUGACCGCUCACGCCAUGCAGGGCGACCGAGAGAAAUACCUCGCCAAAGGCAUGGACGAUUACAUCAGCAAGCCCAUCAACAUGAAGGUGAUUGAAAAAGUACUAAAAGAGGUUUACGAAAAGCAAAACCUGGUGGAAUGA